Messenger RNA from Salvelinus fontinalis (brook trout), 2561 nucleotides. Its product is annotated as interferon-related developmental regulator 2-like. Bases 443 to 1816 code for a protein of 457 amino acids. NCBI's taxonomy places the organism in Eukaryota, Metazoa, Chordata, Actinopteri, Salmoniformes, Salmonidae. The record is from RefSeq and is a predicted model, not a curated record. The transcript has 13 exons.
AAGAGGUGGAGCAUGUCCGGUCUGGAAAGCGGUUACUGAGGAGAAGAUGGUGGAAUUUGAAACAGUAAUGUGCUCGAUACUCUGUCCCAAACACUGUGACAAAUAUUUUCUAUCUCAACCUGGCAUUAGAUAUCGGCUACCCGGAGACAAUCACAGAUAAUAUAUUCUGAAACAUUGAAGAAAACGACAUUCAUCGGGUUGUAAGAGCUCACUCGAUGAUAUUGUCUGCCGUGGUGGCUGAAACGUGGUGCCACUGAAAACACGACGUGGGUGUAUUGUUAGUUUGGCUAGCCAAGUUUUGGCUAUAUUUGUUUUGGAAAUCUGGUGUCAUCGCACAAACGAAGAACUUGAAUAUCAUCUGGGAUUGUGUUCAAAAAGACUGACACCGGUGGUGCCCUGCUGACAAUUGGAAGGGAAGUGGUGAAGAAACCUGACUGGCGACAUGCCAAGGAUUAAAAAAGGGAAACGUGGUUCGAACAAGUGCUCUCUCCGACAUGAGGUUCUACAAUUGCAGCUGUCAGCCAAGGGCCCCCUGUCUCUCAAAGGCGGGAGGAAUGGGGUGAAGGGUGAGUCGGGUGCCAGUGAUGAUGAGCUGGCGUCUGACGUGCUCAGUCACUACAGCAGCGCCAGCGAGAGCGCCUCGGUCGUGGACGAGGCCACUGGGGGAGGUGGUGAACCAGUAGAUGAACAGACUGCCCAGGAGGAGACGGAGGACAAGCUGAAACAAUGCAUAGAUAACCUGAUGGACAAAAGUGCAAAGACGCGCCUGGCAGCCCUAAGCUCUCUGGGAGGGGCCUUUUCCUCCAAGCUGCUCUAUGACUUCCUGAUAGAGCGGCGCCUCACCGUCAGCGACUGCCUGGAGAGGUGCCUGCGCAAGGGUGGUGGAGAGGAGCAGGCUGCAGCGGCCACAGUGUGUGCCCAGCUGUGUGUGCAGCUCGGCGGGGGGGACGAGGGCGAGGAGGGUUUCAAGAUCCUCCGGCCCGUCCUCAGCGCCAUCAUGAUUGACGGCUGUGCCAGUGUGGCCGCCCGCCAGAGUUGUGCCCGAGCGCUGGGUAUGUGCUGCUACGUUUCUGCUGCGGAAGACGGAGAGGACUUGGUGAAAUCCAUGAGUCACCUGGAGAGUGUGUUCACCAUGUCGUACCCCAACCGCGAGGGCACCCUGCCCACCCCCAAUGCCGGUGCCCCUGGGCUCCACAGCGCCGCCCUGCAUGCCUGGGCCCUGCUCGUCACCCUCUGCCCCGCCUCCCGCCUCACUGUGCUGCUGGACCUACAUCUACCCAAGCUACAGGCCUGCCUGGAGAGCAGCGACGUGAACUACAGGAUAGCUGUGGGGAUGACCAUAGCCUUGCUGGUUGAACUGGGAAGAGAUAUAGACAGGGAAUUUGAGUUUGAAGACAGCGACACGCUGUGCGAGUGCCUGAAGGGCCUGGCCACCGACGGGAACAAGCACCGUGCCAAGAACGACAGGCGGAAACAGCGCACCAUAUUCAGAGAGGUGUUACAUUACAUAGAGAAUGAGGACUUCUCCGAGGAGAACAUCCGCUUUGGUGUGGAGGGCAUCUACAUCGACAGCUGGAUGCGCAGGAGGGUCUACGACGCCUUCAAAGAGGUGCUGGAGUCUGGAGUGAGACACCAUCUUCAGUUUAACCCGCUGCUGAGGGACAUAUUUGGCCUGGGACCCCCCCAGAUACUGGACUCGUCUGUCAAAUCCAGCAAGAUCUCCCGUUUCGAGAAGCAUCUGUUCAACUCUGCGGCAUUCAAAGCCAGGACUAAACUAAGGAACAAAGUGAGGGACAAGAGAGCAGAUGUGAUGUGAGGAAUUGAUGGAACGUGCCGUAGCCAUAUAGGACGAAGACCGAGGAGAAGAAUACUGGGGUGUAUUCAUUGAAGCGAAAGGUCUGGAAUGUUGGAGACCAAUGUGAUGAAUAGAGCUGACAUGAUUUCCUAUACAAAAUGACAGACAAUCAUGUCUGUUCUACACAGUACAUUUCUAUAGUGAACCUUCUGUAACGUUGCACCCUCCUUCCUGUACAGCCCCCUGGCCCAAAUUGUCAUCAUGCCCCCUACCCUUCGUCUCACAGGACCCAGUGGCUGCUGCCAAACCAGGGACUUGGCAGACAAUGCAAACGUGUGUUUUCAUUUAAUUUAACACCACAAUAAAACUGACCUAUGAGAUGCCUGAAAAAAAAAAAAAGGUUGUUUAUUGUACCCUUUUUAAAAUUAAUAUUUUGGAUGAACAUCUAAACCUUUUUUGGUCAUGUAUUUUACUUUCUAAUUUAUUGAAAGUGGGAGAACAGUAUGAUUUUUAAAGUAAGUUAUUUUUAGACUUCAAAUAUGGGAAGAAGACUAAGAGAAUUAAGGUGUCAUUUUUCAUGUAUAUUUUUAUGCAGGUUGGUUGUGCAUAAUAAUGCAUAUGUAUAUACAAAUGCAUAUGUAUGUAUUCAAGGAGUGCAUUGAACAAUGGAGAUGUAUUUUGACAAGCAAUGCUAUGUAAUAACCCAAAGGGUUAGGCAAAUUAAUUGAUUAUGGAUAAAUGAAAUGUAAUAAACACUCACACCAAG